AUGUUUACUUCGUUUACUUCAAGAAAUGAAUAUGAAAAUAUUAUUUUAGAAAAGCUUGGUUAUACCCAAUAUGAUCAAGGACCUUCUCGAUUAGGUUGGUUAUAUAAUACAAGUCAGUCACUAGUUCAAACAAGUCAACAUAAGACCGGAAAAUCUGCAGUUGACUUAUUUUUCCUUGAAUCAAAAGGAAUAAGUAAUUCAUAUUUUCGAUGCAAGUUAUCGUACUUCCCGUAUUUUUUUGUGCAAAGUAGGACUGACAAAGAAAAAGAAGUUAGUGAAUAUUUGCUAAAAAAGUAUGAGCAAUAUAUUCACAAAGUUUCCGUUAUUGAAAAGCAAGAUUUAAAGAAGGCGAACCAUCUUGUGGAUGGAAUAAGAAAAUAUAUUAAAAUAGAAUUCUGGAAUACUCAUGAGUUAUUAAUAGUUCGAAAUAAGUUAUUGAAAAUUGUAAAGGAGAAUCAAAAAGGAUUGGAAGCUAUUGAUGUUUAUGAAGACCAUCUUAGAUAUGGUCAAUAUGGUAAAACAUUCCAGAAUCCCGAAAAUAACAAUAAAAAUAAUGAACCGGUUAAUAAUAUUAUUGACAUCCGUGAAUACGAUAUACCUUAUUGUCAACGUGCCGCUAUGGAUUUGGACCUUCGAGUUGGGCGAUGGUAUAAAGUAAAAGCAUUUCCUCAAGAAGGUGGAACACGCGUUAUAUUGCGUCAUCAAGAAGAAAUAAUGCAACAUCCCAACCCAAUUGUGCUUGCAUAUGAUAUUGAAACAUCCAAAAAGCCUCUCAACUUUCCGGAUGCCGAUUUUGAUUCUAUAAUGAUGAUAUCCUACAUGGUCGAUGGCCGGGGAUAUCUCAUAACAAAUCGUGAAAUUGUAUCGGAGGAUAUCGAAGAAAUCGAGUAUUCUCCGACCCCGGCCUACGAAGGCCAUUUCAAAAUAUUCAAUGAACUGAAUGAGGAGGCAUUACUAAAACGAUUUUUCACCCAAAUUAAACAAGAAAAACCGACAAUAAUCACCACUUAUAAUGGUGAUUCUUUUGAUUGGCCAUUCGUCGAAAGACGAGCGGAAAUUUUCAAGAUUAAUAUGCAAAAAGAAAUAGGGUUUACUAAAUCUAGAGGGGUCGAUAAUGAUGAAUAUACGAGUAAACAAUGUGCACAUAUUGAUUGUUUUCAAUGGGUUAAACGAGAUAGUUAUCUGCCUAUUGGUAGCCAGGGUUUAAAGCGAGUAACCGAAGCUAAAUUAGGAUAUAACCCUGACGAAUUGGACCCGGAAGUAAUGACCGAAUACGCAGAAACUAACCCACAAACAUUGGCGCGUUAUUCCGUUUCAGAUGCCGUGGAAGCUUAUCGUGCAAAUAUUAUCAUGCCUAAUAAACACGUGAAUCAGGGUGAUAAGUUCUUUAAUGAUCACCCUCUUCAAGAUGAAACAUAUAUAGGUGGUCAUGUUGAUGCUUUGGAAGCUGGGGUUUUUAGAUCCGAUAUUUCAGUAAAUUUUAAUGUCGAUUCUCAAGUCAUCCGAAAGUUAAUGAUUGAUAUAGAUGACCUUUUGAAAUUUGCUAUCUGGGAGGCAUCUCGUGAAACUGAUGAAAAUUUGAAAGAAACGGUAUUUAACGUAGAUAAUGAGGAUGUAAUGAAUAUUUUAGCUGAGAAAAUAUGUGAAAUAACGAAUUAUAAUGAGGUUCGUUCGCGAAUUCUAUCUGCGUUGGAAGAACUUCGUGAAAGCAAGCAACAGUUCGUAAAAACGCCACUCAUUUAUCAUUUGGAUGUUGCUGCUAUGUACCCAAAUAUUAUUCUUACGAAUCGGCUUCAACCAGAUUCUAUGAUCACUGAAGAUGUUUGUCUUAGAUGUGAUUACAAUGUUCCUGGAAAGACUUGCGACCGCAAGAUGACAUGGUCGUGGCGUGGUGAAUAUUAUCCUGCAAAGAAGGAUGAAUAUAACAUGAUUAAGAAUCAAAUGGUGUCAGAAAAUUUUCCUUCAAACAUUCCAGAAGGGAAAUUGCGCACAUAUCAGGAAUUAUCUUCUGAGGAACAAUCAUCAUUUUUAAAGAAACGUCUCGGUGAUUAUUGUCAAAAGGCUUAUAAGAAGAAGAAAGAAACUAAGGUACAACAAAAAGAAGCCCUAAUUUGUCAACGUGAAAAUCCAUUUUACGUAAACACGGUGCUUAAUUUUCGCGAUUUGCGAUAUGCGUACAAAGCUAAAGUCAAAGAGUGGAAAAAUAAAUUAUCAGAAGCUAUCAAGAAUGAAGACCUUGUGAUGAUUGAUGAAGCGAAAAAAAUGAUUGUUCAAUACGAUUCUUUACAGUUGGCGCAUAAAUGUAUUUUAAAUUCCUUUUAUGGAUAUGUUAUGCGCAAAGGAUCUAGAUGGUAUUCUAUGGAAAUGGCGGGAGUUGUAUGCGAUACUGGAUCGAAGAUUAUUCAAAUGGCAAGGAAAUUAAUUGAAAAAAUUGGUCGGCCACUUGAACUUGAUACUGAUGGAAUUUGGUGUAUUCUUCCUUCAAAUUUCCCUGAAAAUUAUAAAUUUAAAUUAUCAUCAGGGAAAUCCCUUACAAUAUCAUUUCCAUGUGCAAUGCUAAAUUAUUUAGUGCACCUUAAUUUUACCAAUGAUCAAUAUCAUAAUCUAUCAAGUAAUAAAAUGAAGUAUGAAUUACGAAAAGAAAAUAGCAUAUUCUUUGAGGUUGACGGUCCUUAUCGAGCUAUGAUAUUACCAGCGUCUUUGGAAGAAAAUAAACUUCUAAAGAAAAGAUACGCAGUGUUUGCUCCUGAUGGCACCUUACAAGAGUUAAAAGGAUUUGAAAUGAAGAGACGCGGAGAGCUUAAACUGCUGAAAAAUUUCCAAGAAUGCAUAUUUCAGGAUUUUCUUAAAGGAAAGACACUCGAAGAAUGUUAUAAUGAAGUAGGAAAGACCGCAAAUGCUUUCCUGGACAUUAUAGAAUAUAAAGGAACCACUCUUCCCGAAAAAAUAUUAAUAGAAUAUAUUAGUGAAAAGCGCAGCAUGUCACGUUCAUAUGAAGAUUAUGGUAUACAAAAAUCUACGGCGAUAACAGCAGCAAAACGUUUGACAGAACUCUUAGGUGAUCACGUUAAGGCGAACAAAUUGACUUGCAAUUUUGUUAUCUCCGCUAGGCCUCCGGGUUUGCCGGUUAGUGAACGAGUAAUACCAGUAGCAAUAUUUUCGGCAGAAAACGAUGUUAAAAUCAAUUUCCUAAGAAAAUGGACCGCAGAUCCUAAUAUGGAUAAUUUUGAUGUCCGGAAUAUAUUAGACUGGAAUUAUUAUCAUGAACGCCUAGGAAAAACUAUUCAGAAACUUAUUACAAUUCCUGCGGCAUCUCAGGAUAUUAAUAAUCCAGUUCCAAGAUUAAAACAUCCUGAAUGGUUAUGCAAAAGAUUAUCAGAAUGUGACUCUAAACAGAGGCGUAUCACCGAUAUGUUUCGAAAAGUCAAUGAUGAAACCAAUGACAUCGAUGCCCCAAAUAUAGACGAUAUAGAAAAUUUUGGAAUCCCUAAAAGUGUUCCAUUGCUUAGGGCAGUAGUUAAAAAAUCAGCAAAGAAAAAAUGUGAUGUCUUAUCACUUUCAGAAUCAAAAGAAAACGAGUUGGAUCUCGAAAUGGAUAUAGAUCCUCAGGAAGAAAAUUUACAAACCUCUAAUGGUAAAAGGAUAGAUGAUGAAGAUUCCCAAAAUAUUUCUGUUGAAAAUACGAGUCGAUCACACAUUACUUCAACAAAAGGAAAAAAGCAAAUAAAUACAAAUAAAACUGUUGAAGGACAUAAUGUUGCCAAUAAUAUUGAUAAAAUUUCUUUAGAAAAAUUCUUCAACAAAGAGGUUAUAUGGGAAAUCCUACAGAUAGACGAAACCAAAACGCCCGGAGAUUUUAUUAUGUGGGUUCUUAUAGGAAGGGCACUUCAAUCAAUCCGUCUUAUUGUUCCAAGAAGAUUCUUUAUUAAUUACAAGUCAAAAACUCUCCCGAAAGAAAUAAAUGAAAUGACUGGAAUUAAGGGAAAUGUGGCCAAAGUAAACCGUACUUUACCUAGGUCUCAAGAACGAUUCAAUCUUUUUGAAGUGAACAUGCUUGAAUCGACUUAUAAAGAAAAUAAGUAUUUUCUUGAUAACAUUUUUAAUGAUCCUCUCACUGAGGGUGUUUACGAAACACAAGUAUCCCUAUUGGAUCGUGCUUUAAUAGAGGUUGGUAAUAUGAUUAACAAACAUUCAGCCAAGGCUGAGGUACUUAAAUCUGCAUUUAGAAAAGGAUUGGACAUUAGAAAUAUCAAAAGACCGGAAAAUUAUGAAUUAUAUUUACAAGACCAACAAAUUAAUUAUUUAUAUUUAUACCACAUUAUGUCUGGAGAUCGUCAAAUAUAUGGUUUAUUUUCUACUCGAAGUAAUAAGGCGAAGAUCUUCUUUGUGGGUAAAGGAACAACAGCGAGUAAUUAUUUAUUUAGAAACAUGUCUUCAAAAUAUAAAAGUUCAUUAGAAAAUUUACAAGAUAACUGUGAAAUUAUUUCUGAAAUAUUUAAAGUUUAUGACGAACUCGCAUUUGAGGUAGUUCCUCAUUUGGACAAUACUAAACAAUUUACAAAAGACUUGACAAAAAUACUUCGAGAAUAUCAGAAUGAAAGACAUGGGCCAACAAUCUUUGUCAUGCAAUCUCCAUACAAUUGCCGUGAUCUAAUUGAGGAAGGAGUAAAAGUUUUACGAGAGUUUCCCACAAUGAAUAUAAAGUCAAAUGAUACCUUUCAAACAUUUGAUUGGCAAGAGCACGCAGUUGAGUUAAUGUUCGUCAGAUAUUUUCAAGUCGGAUCAAUAAUUAAGAAUAAGAUCGUUAAAGCAAAAGACGCGAAUUUACCUCUAUGCAAUAUUAAUGAAGAUAACGAAAUAUUCACCAUCGAUAUUUUAUUUGCUCGACGUUUAAUAAAAGGAGAUGUUAUACUUUGGUGGUCUAAUUCUCCUAAACCUGAUCUUGGUAGCGGUCGAGAACAGGAUGAAUAUUUACAUCCUAAUGAUGAAUUAGAUUACGACUUUUGUUCUAAUAAUCCUGGAGUAUACAAAAGUUUAUGCUUUGAAAUCAAGUUGAAUAAUUUAAUUUUGAACACGAUACUUGAAUCAUCUUCGAUAAAUCAAAUUGAAGGAACUUCAAGGAUUUUUGGAGAUGAGAUACCUCAAGCAACAUUUACUGCUCUUAAAACUAUGGUUAAAGAUUGGUUCAAUGAAGGUUACAUUAAUAAUAAUAAAUUCGCUAAAGAUUUGAUUCAAAAUUUGGAAUCAUGGCUUCGAACAAACGAAUCUAAAUUCUAUGAUCAUACCAUAUAUGGACUGAUGCGGCUUUUGAUGAAGAAAGUAAUGCAACUUAUGGGCGAGAUCAAAAAACUUGGAGAUCAAGUUAUUUAUGGCAAUUUUUAUAAAAUUAUAAUCGCAUCACCGAAAAGACGCCGAGAUUUGGCCAUGACAUAUCAGAACUCUUUCAAGUCUUAUAUUCAGAGGAAGCCAGUCUUUAAAUCUUUAGAAUUGGAUUUUAGAAACAUAUGGACUAAUAUCCUUUGGAUCGAUCCGAAAAAUUUUAGCAGUACUUUAUUGCAUCAUCCAAAUUAUGUGGAUAAAAAAUGGACGAUAGUAGACUUACUCCCUGAACAAUUACAAAGUAAAUUUGAUGCAUUGAUGGAUGAUAUCCUUAAUUUUAUCACGAAUCCCAUUAAUUACGAAUUUAAAAGAAGCCUCCUAAGAAGAGAUAUCCUUGUAGAAGUGGAAAAUGCGCAAAAGGUUCAUAACGAAGGGAUACUAUUUCUCAAUUUGAUUUGCGCAGUUAUAGAGGUUGCAAUAGGACCAGACGAAAGUUGGACCAACAAGCAAAACUGUUGUAAUCUCUUAAGGAUAAGUGCGUAUACUGACAAUGUUAAAAAAUUCAAGCUUGAAAAUAAUCUUAAAGUUGGUAAUAUUGAAUGCACUGAUUGCAAGAGCAUUCAGGCCAUCGACAUUGGUUAUCCUAAUUGUAUUAAUUGUGAUGCGAAAUUAAAUCCAAGUAAACUUCAAUUUGCACUUUUGGAAUUCAUAAACAAUCAAAUAGGAAAAUUCCAAACACAAGAUCUUAUAUGUUCUAAAUGUAAACUUAUUAGAGAAGGGAAUUUACGCAAAUAUUGUGAAUGCGGAAGUGAAUUUCAGAGUACGGUUAACGCGGAUGACAUUAUUAAGUUAAUCACAAGAAUAAAUGAAUUAGCUCAAAAAAAUAGGUUUGAAUUAUUGGAGGAAACAUGUGAAUGGUUAUUAAACACUUAG
Diversispora eburnea is the source of this 6252-nucleotide messenger RNA. The record is from the annotation of a GenBank genome assembly. Lineage: Eukaryota; Fungi; Glomeromycota; Glomeromycetes; Diversisporales; Diversisporaceae.